AUGUUGAAUCGAUAUAUUUCAUUCGCCGACGCUUUUGUGAUUUGUUAUUCAAUUUCUUCGAGAAAAUCAUUUGAGAGAGCAUUUGAACUUUUUCAACUUGUUGGUCAACGAAGAAAUGUUUCGCAGGUUAGAAGUGAUUUGUGACGUGGCAAUUUUGGAUUUAUUUAUUUUAUUAAAUUCAAAAAAAAAUUCCAGUUCACAAAUCCUCGAAUUUUUCAGAUAGCUCGAGUGCUCGUCGGUUGUAAAUGCGAUGCUUCCGCAUUCCGCGAAGUCUCCGCUUCCGAAGCCAACUCAUUAUCCGCUCAACUCCAAUGCUCUUUCGCUGAAACGAGUUCUCUCGAAAAUCUGAACAUUUUCGAUGUUUUCGAUGAAUGUGUUUCGCAAUUGAAUUAUAUUCGAAUUUUGAGAAGAUCAAAUGAGGAUCAAGAAGAAUGGUAUAGGAAUUCGAGCAAGAAUGCAUCAAAUUGGUGCUGUUUUUUGUAA
Caenorhabditis angaria is the source of this 483-nucleotide messenger RNA. The record is from the annotation of a GenBank genome assembly. NCBI's taxonomy places the organism in Eukaryota, Metazoa, Nematoda, Chromadorea, Rhabditida, Rhabditidae.